AUGACAGAAUAUUUAGAUGAUGUGGUUUCGAAACUCAGUGGAACAGUAGAGCUUUUACAGAACAGUAUAGAUAAAUUGCAUAACAACUCUGCUCCUAAUAACAAUUUGACAAGUAACAUGUUGCAAACAAGAAGAUAUUUUGAAUUGAUAUCAGAGUAUGAUGUUGAGAAGGCAAAAUUAGCACAAAAUGAAGAAAUUGAUCCUCUGGUGAAAAUAUUACACGAUAAAUUAGGGAGAUCUUUAGGUAAACUCCAAAGAGAAUAUGAUACGUUACAAAAGACAUAUGAGCUUAAUAAACUGAGAUUAAAUAACAGAGUGACUGAAGAAAAUGGAGCUAGAGGAGAUAAUGAUGAUCCAAAUAAAAUAAAUGAGAUCGAUUUUGAUCUGAGUACUGAUGUUGUUGUAAUGGCGUCUUCCACUAAUGAGGAGUUGGAAGAGUUAGGAAACAAUUAA
This is a messenger RNA of Tetrapisispora phaffii CBS 4417, 453 nucleotides long. It is a transcript of the gene SPC19, whose product is annotated as Spc19p. The transcript has a single exon. NCBI's taxonomy places the organism in Eukaryota, Fungi, Ascomycota, Saccharomycetes, Saccharomycetales, Saccharomycetaceae. The record is from RefSeq and is a predicted model, not a curated record. The coding region runs from base 1 to 453 and encodes 150 amino acids. Gene Ontology annotation, cellular component: spindle microtubule; DASH complex. Gene Ontology annotation, biological process: attachment of spindle microtubules to kinetochore.